Molecule: messenger RNA, 1527 nt
Organism: Acanthocheilonema viteae
Lineage: Eukaryota; Metazoa; Nematoda; Chromadorea; Rhabditida; Onchocercidae
Source: the annotation of a GenBank genome assembly
AUGAAUGUAUGUCGUUUCGGGCGGUUAUCUCUCGAGAGGGAGGAAGAUUGCAAGGAAGAUUUAAGUGAGGUUUUGAAAUCGUUAAAGAUACAUUCGCCGAAAUGGCCCGAAGAUGCUGCUUGCUUAAUCAGAGGCAGUCAAAAACUCCAAGAUGAUUCGCAGUUGCGAGUUCCGGUUGCAAGAGAUCCAUAUUUGAACUGUGAAAUUACUUCCGAAGAAUUUAACACGGAUAAUUUGUCUUGGCAAAAUGGAUGUGGUAUUGCAGGCGUCCUUAAUCAAAGUUAUCAAGGCCGUGUAGUCAGCGUUUCCAAUCUUACAAGUUUAGCAAUCCAAAAACCAAAGCAAGAAAUAAUGGUGGAUUUGGAACAUAAUGCUGAAAUAUUUUACGAACCAGGCGAUGCCUUCUGUUUUACUGUACCGAAUGCUCAAGAAGAAGUGGAUUUUAUUUUAGAAAGGUUGGGUUUUUUGGAAGCAGCAGAUCAGAAAUUAGUCAUAUCUGUCAAAUCUCAAAGUGCAGAAAAAAAUGUAGCUUUGCCGCCGUAUAUACCAGAAAUUUCUACGCUACGAUACAUUUUCACAUGGUGUCUUGAUAUCAGACGAUCUCCAGGCCGACCUCUUCUUCGUGUACUUGCGGAAUGUACAGAAAGCGAGUAUGAAAAAAGGCGCAUUCUGGAAUUAUGUAGCGCUCAAGGUGCUGAAGAGUUUAUAAAAUUUGUUCGUCAGGCUGAUAUUUCGUUGGUUGAUUUUCUACUAAAUUUUCCUUCAUGUCGACCUGCAGUUGAACGUUUGAUUGAAUUACUUCCACGUUUGCUUCCGCGAGCAUACAGUGUCAGCAGUAUCAGGGAACUUUGGGGAAAACGUAUACGUUUCAUUUUUUCGUUAUUACACUUUGAUGCUACGGAUGGCCGCCGUUUCAGUCGUUUUGGUUUAUCAUCGGGAUGGCUUACAAUGUUGAAAGAAGGACAAAAAGUUAUGAUGUUCCUGAAAGAAUCAUCUCGUUUCCGUUUACCGCCGCCGGUGCACUCUUCUUUUGAUCUUGCACGUACACCCUUUAUCAUGAUUUGCACAGGAACUGCAUUAGCACCUUUUCUGUCAUUCCUAGAGAAGUUAGAUUUCUUGGGAGCCGAAAAAUAUAGAGUACGACGAGAACUGUAUUUUGGAAUUCGAAAUGUUAAAGAUGAUUGCAUUCAUUAUGAGGAUAUUAUGCGGUCUGUAGGCAAGAAUAUUCUUUCACACGUAUCUCUGUGUGAGUCGCAACCAGAUAGUAACAUUGCUAAUAAAAAGUACGUGCAAAAUGCUCUGCAGGAACGCAGUCGAGAGAUUUCGGAUAUAUUAUUGCGGAAGAUUGAAGACGAAAGUCAUCCUGCAAUCAUUUUUGUAUGCGGCUCUUCGAAGCAGAUAUUGAAAGCCGUGGCAGCUGUGUUUCUACAUAUUUUCAGAGAGUUUCUAAGCAAAAGUAAAGAGGAUGCAGAAUCAUUCCUCAGAGAGCUGCGGAAAAACGAUCAGUAUGUUGAAGAUAUCUGGUAA